AUGAAGACGGACUUCAAGUUCUCCAAUCUCUUGGGCACUGUCUAUGGCAAAGGCAACCUGCUCUUCAACCCCGAUGGCACCUGCUUGUUGUCGCCCGUAGGCAACAGGGUCACUGUUUUUGACUUGGUCAACAAUAAAUCCUACACUCUGCCCCUCUUCCACCGCAAAAACAUCGUCCGACUCGAUCUCAACCCGCAGGGGAACUUGCUUCUCACUGUCGACGAAGAUGGCCACGCUGUCUUGACCAAUUUCAAGCGACGCAUUGUCAUUUAUCACAUGUCCUUCAAGGGCUCCGUCGAUGCGCUCAAGUUUUCCCCGUCCGGCCUCCAUUUCGCCGUUGGAAUCGGACGGCGAUUGCAAUUAUGGCAGACUCCGUCGGUUCCCGGGACCGACGCUGGUGGAGAACUUGAAUUUGCACCCUUCGUCCUCCACAGAGAACUGGCGGGGCAUUUUGACGCAAUCCAGAAUAUUGAAUGGUCUAGCGAUUCUCGAUUCAUCCUCACAUCUUCAAAGGACUUGACCGCCCGCGUGUGGAGUUUGGACCCCGAAGAUGGAUUCGAGCCGACUACGCUUGCAGGACAUCGUCAGGGAGUCAAGGCUGCCUUUUUUGCCGCCGAUCAGGAAUCUAUUUUCACCGUGAGCGAAGAUGGCGCUCUCUUCCGAUGGGAGUAUGCCACAAAAAGGCUGGAAGACGAAACGGAACGCGAUGCCCGCUGGAGAAUUAUGAAAAAGGACUUCUUCAUGCAGAACGAUGCCAAAUUGAAGUGCGCCGCCUUCCAUGCCAAGACCAAUCUACUAGUCGUUGGCUUCUCCAACGGCCUCUUUGGGCUGUAUGAAGUGCCGGGCUUCAACAAUAUCCAUAUGCUGAGUGUAUCGCAAAGCAAUAUCGAUUUUGUCACCAUCAACAAGUCGGGCGAGUGGCUGGCAUUUGGAUCUUCCAAGCAUGGUCAACUUCUUGUUUGGGAAUGGCAAUCAGAGUCGUACAUCUUAAAGCAGCAAGGGCAUUUAGACUCGCUGAACGCGCUUGUCUACUCUGCCGACGGACAACGAGUCAUCACUACUGCCGACGAUGGCAAGAUCAAAGUGUGGGAUACUGCCUCUGGGUUUUGCAUAGUGACAUUCACAGAACACACAGCCGCUGUUACGGAUUGCAGAUUUUCUAAAAAGGGAAACGUGCUCUACACAUCAUCCUUAGACGGCUCCAUAAGAGCAUGGGACCUUAUCAGAUAUCGAAAUUUCCGAACAUUCACAGCCCCGUCCAGGCUCGGAUUUACUUCCUUGGCGGUAGAUCCGAGCGGAGAAGUUGUUUGUGCCGGCUCACAGGAUUCUUUUGACAUCCAUAUUUGGUCCGUACAGACUGGUCAAUUACUCGACCGUCUGGCCGGCCACGAAGGACCUGUUGUGUCGCUAUCAUUUGCUGCCGACGGAAGCAAUCUCGUUAGCGGUAGCUGGGAUCGGACCGUUCGUAUAUGGAGCAUUUUCGGGCGAUCGCAAACUAGUGAACCACUGCAGCUACAGACUGAUGUUCUCAGUGUUGAUUUCAGACCAGAUGGCAAACAGAUUGCUGCUUCCACACUUGACGGCCAACUAAGUUUCUGGAAUGUGUUUGACGCCGUCCAAGAGAGCUCCAUCGAAGGACGCCAGGAUGUUUCUGGCGGCAGAAAAGUUUCUGAUCGACGAACAGCUGCUAAUGUUGAAGGAACAAAAUCAUUCACGAGAAUCACAUACAGUGCCGAUGGAUCUUGUUUGCUGGCCGGAGGCAAUAGCAAAUACAUCUGCUUGUACGACGUGACAACAGGCUCCCUUGUUAAGAAAUAUACGGUCUCUGUGAACACGUCCAUCGACGGCACUCAGGAGUACUUGAAUAGCAAAAACAUGACAGAAGCGGGACCACAAGACCUGAUUGACGAGACCGGUGAAGCUUCUGACCUGGAAGACCGUAUUGAUCGCAGUCUACCUGGUGCAAAGCGCGGUGAUGCUGGAGCACGAAAGACGAGGCCAGAAAUCCGAGUCUCAGCUGUCUCAUUUUCGCCUACUGGCCGGUCGUUCUGUGCUGCGACAACGGAGGGCCUUCUUAUCUACAGCCUUGACACGGAAUUUGUUUUUGACCCGUUUGACCUAGACAUCAAUAUCACUCCAGAUUCUAUCCUGGACACUCUCCAGGAAGCCAAGAAAGCUUCGUCUGCAGUUUCAACAGACGAUGCGUCCUACCUCAAAGCCCUUGUCAUGGCGUUCCGUCUGAAUGAGGCGCCCCUCAUUCGGACGGUGUACGAAAGUAUUCCACAUGUUGACAUUCCUCACAUUGUCCGCUCCAUUCCGCAAACCUACCUCCCCCGAUUUGUUCGGUUUAUUGCUCUCUCAACGGAUGAGACACCGCACCUGGAAUUCAACCUGCUUUGGAUCGAAUCAAUGCUGAGUGUGCACGGUCGAUAUCUGAAGGAGCAUGGUGGGGAAUUAGCCCCGGAAUUGAGGGCCUUGCAGAGAGUUCUAGAUGAUUUCCGUGAAAGUCUCAAAAGGCUCACAGAACGAAACCUAUACGAUCUGGAUUAUCUUCUUUCACAGCCGAUCCUCGGCCCUAAAAAGACCAACGGUGUUCUGAAAAUUGAUGAGAGCGCCCCUGUCGAUCAUGACAUGGCUGAUGCUAGCGACAGCGAAUCAGGCGAAUGGAUGGGACUUGAGUGA
Messenger RNA from Talaromyces rugulosus, 2682 nucleotides. RefSeq lists its product as uncharacterized. NCBI's taxonomy places the organism in Eukaryota, Fungi, Ascomycota, Eurotiomycetes, Eurotiales, Trichocomaceae. The transcript has 5 exons. The record is from RefSeq and is a predicted model, not a curated record. Gene Ontology annotation, cellular component: small-subunit processome; Pwp2p-containing subcomplex of 90S preribosome. Gene Ontology annotation, biological process: ribosomal small subunit assembly; maturation of SSU-rRNA from tricistronic rRNA transcript (SSU-rRNA, 5.8S rRNA, LSU-rRNA). The coding region runs from base 1 to 2682 and encodes 893 amino acids. Gene Ontology annotation, molecular function: protein binding.